Messenger RNA from Exophiala oligosperma, 1748 nucleotides. RefSeq lists its product as hypothetical. NCBI's taxonomy places the organism in Eukaryota, Fungi, Ascomycota, Eurotiomycetes, Chaetothyriales, Herpotrichiellaceae. The record is from RefSeq and is a predicted model, not a curated record. The transcript is spliced from 2 exons. The coding region runs from base 363 to 1001 and encodes 212 amino acids.
UCCCUCCCUCCUCUCUUUACUUUCUCAUCACUACUCUAUCCCAACUCUACUAUCUCCUUGAUAUCCAAACCAUUCCAAACCCAUUGCUAUACCGCACCGACCACCAAUCAAUCAGACUAAGCCAAUCUACUCCGUGCCUUUGCUCGCCUAUCUCGAACCACCCAAUCAGCCGCGUCUCCUGUUCACGCUCAUACCAACCAUGACGUGACUUUGGCUGGCAUCCCCUUUGUCUGAGCCCUCAAAGCCAUCUCAACUUCAAAGUGUCUAUUGAUCCUACUAUUAUACCUAUCGAAAACUGCCUACAACCGCACCUUGCAAAUUGCUGUUCCGUACAUUGCCACAAUCAAUCGACGCUUCCCGCCAUGUCCGGCCAAAACACACCACCCUCCCCUGCCCCCCAACACCGCCGACGAUCCUCCUUCAUUGACAUGUUCAACCCUCGUUCAGCCCAGUCGACCGCGACUACUGGACUCUCAUCCUCACCUCCCUCUACAAAUACCUCGUCGAACCCCAACAAUACUCAACACCGGAGAGGCACUUCCAUCACCGGACUGGGUCUCACCACCAACCCCUCCGGCCAGACUCCCUUCUCAGCCUUCCAACGCCGAGCAAGCAUUGCAACCUCGUCAGCUUCGAGCUCCCCAGACUUCAAGAAUAGCUUUGGUGACGAACCCGCGGUUAUUGAAGAGGAUGAUACAUCGACGCAGGCCAUAGGACAGCCUCCAUCUCCAUCCUUUGCGAGAAGAGUCAGCUUUGGAGCACAAGCAUUGAGAGACGUGAGAAUGGGCUCAAGCCCUGGUUCUGCUACUGGCGGUGGUAGGCGCCCCUCGUCUUCCCUUUUCACGCUGGUUGAGAAUUCAAAUUCCGAGAAUGCCACUCCCUCACGACCUAGCUUGUCGGGCACGGCCAAGACUACAGGUAAGAGUCGAGGCCAGUCCUUUUCAUGCCAUUCAAAGUGGCUGCUGCGGUCUCCCUGGCGCUCUAUCAUCGACGUAUACUGACCCUUGUUUAGAAGGCUUCAACUGGUCAGAGGCUCUUCGUGAUAGGUCUAGACGCUCUCCCUCUUUCUCUUCCGGCAAUCCAUUUGCCCAAGGGGCCACUCGACCGCGUUCAGCAAGCAUCUCUAAUCCUGAGCCGCCCAAGGAAUUCCCGAAGGCUGUCGAACCCCCUGCACCCACCAGAAUGAAAAAGCCAGACCAUUUGGGUGAAAGAAUGCUUCGUGGUGAUUUUAUGAUGGAUUAGGGUCAGGAAACCAACCUUCCUACUGAUUCAAGGAGUCAUUCCCUGGAGAGGGUCAAGUGUUUGAGGAGCUUCCUUACGGGAAAAUGUUUGGGCGGCUGGUUCUGUGCCUGGGCUACGCUUCACUUGUAAAACACCCCAAAAAGAGCUACGUAUGCUUUACGUUACAGCAAUUCAAGGUUGAAACAUGAGAAUGAAACUGAGAGAUGAAGUUUACGAACAUUGUUAUAUUAAAAGAAAUGGCAAUUGACCGUCUUGAAUGCGCAAGUAAGCAGCAUUUUCAAAGUUACAAGUUUAAAAGUCAUCGCUGUUGCCAUAAUCCCUCUCUUCUGUUUGGUCGCUAUCAUGGAUGAAGUUGUUGUUCGACGAAUAUGGUGAACGCGCUAUUAACGUACUUCGAAUGAAUGUAGAUAGCGUUGAGGUCUUUCGCUCGAGAUUGGAAGCGAAAGUGAUGUGCUUGUGAAGAAGUACUGAGACGGAGUCUCAACAAUUGCAUAACAAUUCCUUGC